Molecule: messenger RNA, 3067 nt
Organism: Phymastichus coffea
Lineage: Eukaryota; Metazoa; Arthropoda; Insecta; Hymenoptera; Eulophidae
Product: protein KRI1 homolog
Exons: 9
Coding region: 263-2779 (838 amino acids)
Biological process (GO): endonucleolytic cleavage in ITS1 to separate SSU-rRNA from 5.8S rRNA and LSU-rRNA from tricistronic rRNA transcript (SSU-rRNA, 5.8S rRNA, LSU-rRNA)
Cellular component (GO): 90S preribosome; nucleolus
Source: RefSeq, a predicted model, not a curated record
UGUGUAGACACUCCCUGAUGAACGUGGCGAACAAACCUUAUAUAAAAUAGCAGUGGACGACCUGAAGGCAGUCAGGAAACAAUCUCGAAGCGAGCUAUUUGAUUGCAACAGUGGACGACCUGAAGGUAGUCAGGAAGUAAUCUCGAAGCGAGCAGAAAACACGUGUGUGAGUAGAGCACAUAUAACUGCUUGCAUAACUUAUUAACACUUCGAGGUUAUAAACCAAAAGUUAUUGUUCAAUGAAUAUAAAAAGUUUUUAAAUAUGCCAAAACCAAAAUUAUUUGAUGAAGAUGAUUCUGAAAAUGUAGAGUUUAAAGAAAAUAACGAUUAUGCCAAGAAUUACGAGCUAUGGAGACGUAAGGAGGAAGAGCAUAAAUAUGAAGCAAAGCAUGGCAAAAAGAUAGAUCUUAAAUUUGAUUCAGAUGAAGAAACUGAAGAUUCAUCCUCAGAGGAUGAUGAAGGAGAAGGGAAAAUUCCAGAAGAUUUUGACAAAUGUUUUUACAAGACACUUGCUUGUCUGAAAACAAAAGACCCAAAAAUUUACGAUGGAGAUAUUAAAUUUUUUAAGGAAAUUGAUACAGAAUAUGAAGAAGGAAAAGAAAAAGAAAAUAAAAAAGAGCUAAAAAAACAAAAAGAAAAACCAUUAUUUUUAAGAGAUUAUGAAAGUAAAAUAGUACUUGAGAGAGGUGGAAAGUUUAGUGAUAGUGAAAAUGAUGAAGAGGAAGAGAAUGCUAGGCACGGAGAUCUAACAUAUAUCCAAGAACAACAAGAAAUCAGAAACAGCCUUAAAAAAGCGUUGCAAGAUGAAGAUGACAAUGAAGAGGAAAACUUGUUCAAACCAAAAAUUAAAACAAAGGAAGAAAUCCAAAAAGAGGAAGAUGACUAUGCAGAAUUUUUAAAAGGUCAAAAACAAGAUAUUGAAGGAGAAAAUGUUACAGAGUUAAAGCCUCUUCGUGAUUACUGGACAGAUCCUAACUUAGAUAAGAAUGAAAAAUUUUUGAGAGAUUAUAUUUUAAACAAUGGUAUAUUGGAUAAAGAGUCAGACACAGAUUUUGAUUAUGAACAUAAAGUUCAUGAUUCAGAUGAAAAUUUAUCAGAAGAUGAACAUAAUAUUGAUAAGCAAGAACAAUUUGAGCAUAAGUAUAAUUUUAGAUUUGAAGAACCAGAUCAAGAAUUCAUUAAAAGAUAUCCGCGUACCUUAGAAAACACGUUGAGAAAGAAAGAUACACGAAGAGCACAGAAGAGAGCAGAAGUAAAACUUCGUAAGGAACAAGAAAAACUUCAAAAACGAGAGGAAUUGAAACAAUUGAAAGCUAUGAAAAGGAAAGAGAUUGAAGAAAAGUUAGAAAAACUAAAAGAAAUAACUGGAAAUGACGAUUUACCAUUUGAUAUCUUGGAUUUGGAUGAUGAUUAUGACCCUGAAAAAUACGAUAAACAAAUGAGUCAAGUUUUCAAUAAAGAGUAUUAUGCUGGAGAAGAAGGAGAUAUAAAACCAGAAUUUCCUGAAAUUGAUGAUGAACUAUUUGUAGAAUCAACAUGGGACAAUUAUGAUCCAGCUAUUGAUAAAAUUGUUGAUGAUGACACUAUGUAUAAUGAUGGUCCUCAUUGCGAAGAUCCUGAUUUCAAUAUGGAUGCUGAUUUCAAUGAACAAACAAAAUUGGAAGAUGAGCUUAUUGAGUCUACAAAAAAACGGAAACGAAGAAAACGUAGCAAAUUUGCGGAAAUGAUUGUAAAGGAAAAGCCUAAGUUUGAUCCAGCAUUAUAUUCUUCAUACAAAGAAUACUACGAUCAAUAUUAUGCUCUCGAUUAUGAAGAUAUGAUUGGUGAUUUACCUUGUAGAUUUAAAUAUAGGGAAGUCGUCCCUAAUGACUAUGGACUGUCUAUUGAAGAAAUUUUAAUGGCCGAUGAUAAAGAAUUGAACAAAUGGUGUUCACUAAAAAAAGCUCUUGAAUAUAAGCCAGAAUAUAAAGAAUUAAUUGAUGUUAGAAAAUUCAAACAAAAAGCUAGUAAUGAAGCUUUGAAAAAGAAGAUUCUUAAAAGCCUAUACAGCAAUCCAAAAGAAGAAACAAAUCCAGCUCCAUUAGAAUUACUUCCUGAUAGUUCAAAAGCUUCAAAGAAGAGAAAGAAAAAUAAAAAAGUGUCUGAUCAAUCUAUCCCUAUGACAGUUGAUGUACAAAAUCCAGAAAUUUCAAAGAAACAGAAGAAUAAAAAUAAAAAGCUGAAGUCUAAUAAAAAUGAAGUUCUUACUGAGCAAAAUUCGAUAUCAUCGAUUAAGGAAAUAAUAGAUAUAGUACCGGUAUCGACUUUUAAUACUAAAGAAAAAAGUCGAAUAUCUAAUAAUAAUGAAAAACAGACAAAAGUUAGUAGUCAAGAAACUUCAACCGAUACAAUUACAGAAGAAAAGGGAGAUUCUGUGGAGUCAUCAAAAUCUAAUGAAAAUGAUUCAGAAGUUCAGUUCAAUAAUGCGCAAAAAACAGAAUCUGCUUUUCAGAAAAACAAGAAGAAAAAGAAACAGACAAAUCCUAUGGAUAAAUUACAUAAAAUUAAAAGUGGCGGAAUCUCUAAACCUAACAAACAAGCGGUUAAAAAUAAGAGUGGUAGUGAGAUUUUGAGUAAAAAGGAACAGAGGAAACAAUUAUUUAAAAAUAAAAAUGCAAAAUUAAAAAAUAAGUCUAAAGAUACUGAUCAGAUUAACUUCUUGAGUGAUGAAAGACUUAAAGCUUAUGGAUUCAAUCCUAAAAAGUUCAAAAAUAAGUUAAAGUAUGGAAAGAAAAAGUAAAUCCAUUUGAUUAUUGAUCCCCUGUACAGAUGUAAGUAAUUUAUUGUAAAUGAUACAAUGUACGUUGACAAAUAAUAUUUUUCUUUAAAGUAUUUAAAUAGUUGAAAAAAUCAUUUUCCAAUAUUUUAAAUUUUUGUAUUGAGCAGCUCUAGUUAGUGUAGCAUGUUUAGUUAUUUUCAUGAUUGAUAGUAUGUUUUACUGAUGAAAAUUCUACGUGUAGGGUGUCGUUUAUUAAGAAUUUUAAUGUAUAAAUACAUUUAUACAUAGGAAUAAAAGUACUUUAUUAAU